Messenger RNA from Arctia plantaginis, 630 nucleotides. The record is from the annotation of a GenBank genome assembly. NCBI's taxonomy places the organism in Eukaryota, Metazoa, Arthropoda, Insecta, Lepidoptera, Erebidae.
AUGACCAUUGUGGUUGAACCUGGGCAAGCAGGCUGUUUUUAUCAAAAUUUGUCUGAUAGUGAAGUUAUAAAAAUAGAGUAUAAUGUAAUAGACUCGACACUGGGCGAUUUGUACGUCAACUUCCAUCUUGCUGACCCUGAAGGUGAAAUGAUUGUAGCAGAUUUUAUGAGAUCAGAAAAUGAACAUGAAUACAGCGUAGUUCAUGAAGGAACGUAUCGUUUCUGCUUCGACAAUACUGUCACUAACUACAAUUCAAAAACAGUGGACUUUGAAAUACUAAUAAGAAAUAAAGGACAAAAGCAGCAUGACCAUGACAAUGAGGAGAUGCAGUUAGAAGAUGGAGAAGAUGCAUAUAGUAUGCGACUACAAGAUAUAUAUGAAUCUCUUUCACGCAUAGAAAGAAAUAUAAUCGUUGCGCAGCAGUGUCAAAUGUACCAGGCAGCACGUGGAACCAGGGAUAAACAUAUAAUGGAAGAAAUGCGCUAUAGGGUCUCAAGCUGGUCCAAAUCACUUAUUAUUUUAAUGAUGUUAAUAGGAAUAAUACAGGUCACAAUUGUAAAAAAUCUGUUCAAAGACAGAAAAGUGAUGCAAAGCAGUGGAGAAAGAGAUCGAAAUGUAACGCAGGAGUAA